Messenger RNA from Ananas comosus (pineapple), 2620 nucleotides. Its product is annotated as pyrophosphate--fructose 6-phosphate 1-phosphotransferase subunit alpha-like. Gene Ontology annotation, cellular component: cytosol. NCBI's taxonomy places the organism in Eukaryota, Viridiplantae, Streptophyta, Magnoliopsida, Poales, Bromeliaceae. The coding region runs from base 296 to 2152 and encodes 618 amino acids. The transcript has 19 exons. Gene Ontology annotation, molecular function: ATP binding; diphosphate-fructose-6-phosphate 1-phosphotransferase activity; 6-phosphofructokinase activity. Gene Ontology annotation, biological process: photosynthesis; glycolytic process; response to glucose. The record is from RefSeq and is a predicted model, not a curated record.
GAGUGCUCACGCUCACACUUUUUCUUCUUCUGUAAUCUGCACUUUCCUCGAAGAGCUGUUUGCGGAUGCCAACAGUUUUGACAAAUCUACCAGCAGCAAUAGAUUAGAAUUAGAAUUUAGAAAUUUGGAGGCCUACUGCUAAUGAAGUAUAUAAACAAAAAAAAGAAAAGAAAAGAAGGGGAAAGAAUUUUUUAGAAGCAGUACCAGACAUUUAUAUAAUUUUCAGUAGGACAAGAGAAAAAAAGAGAGAGAGGGGGGGAGAUUUGAGACGUCGACGACGACGACGACGACGACGAUGACGAAUUCUGAUCACGAAGGCCCCCGCGAGCUGUCGAAGCUCCAGAAGCAGCGCGCUCUCUACCAGCCCGAGCUCCCUCCCUGUCUCCAGGGGACUACAGUGAGGGUAGAGUAUGGGGAUUCGACGACAACCGCCGAUUCAUCUAGCGCGCAUGUUAUCGCCCGAGCGUUCCCCCACACUUUCGGGCAGCCGUUAGCUCAUUUUCUGAGGGCAACAUCGAAAGUCCCCGACGCGCAUAUCAUUGAGGACCAUCCACCUAUCAGGGUUGGGGUCGUAUUUUCCGGAAGACAAUCACCAGGAGGUCAUAACGUCAUUUGGGGUCUUUACGAUGCUCUAAAAAUUCACAAUCCUGACAGUACUUUGCUGGGAUUUGUCGGUGGUACGGAAGGCUUAUUUGCACAGAAAACCCUGAAAAUCACAGAUGAAGUUCUUUCUACGUACAAAAACCAAGGUGGUUUCGAUAUGCUUGGUCGGAGUGUGGAUCAAAUAAGAACAACUAAGCAAGUGAAUGUUGCAAUGUCGGCAUGCCAAGAUCUGAAGUUGGAUGGUCUUGUCAUUAUUGGAGGAACAACUUCCAACACAGAUGCCGCUCAGCUUGCAGAGACAUUCACCGAAUUAAAAUGCCCAACAAAGGUGGUUGGUGUUCCUGUCACUCUAAACGGAGAUCUCAAGAAUCAGUUUUUGGAGACAAAUGUUGGAUUUGACACAGUAUGCAGGGUCAACUCGCAGCUCGUCAGCAAUGUUUGCCUAGAUGCCAUCUCAGCUGGCAAGUACUAUCACUUCAUACGGUUGAUGGGUCGCAAAGCAUCACAUGUGGCUUUGGAGUGUGCACUCCAAUCACACCCAAACAUGCUCCUCCUAGGUGAGGUGGUGGCAUUGUCGAAACUGACUAUUUUAGACAUUACAAAGCAGAUUUGUGAUGUAGUCCAAGCUAGAGCGAAGAAAGACAAGUACUAUGGUGUCAUUCUUAUUCCUGAGGGACUUGUUGAAAGUAUUCCGGAACUGUAUGCGCUCUUGCAGGAAAUUCAUAGUCUCCAGAAUGAAGGUGUUUCCACAGAUGAUAUUUCGUCUCAUCUUUCGCCUUGGGCAUCUGCGUUGUUCGAAUUUUUGCCAUCAUUCAUCAGAAAGGAGCUGCUUCUCCAGCCAGAGUCUGACAACACUGCACAGUUGUCCCAGAUUGAGACAGAGAAACUUCUAGCCACUUUGGUCGAAGCAGAAAUGGACAGGCGAAUGAAACAAGGGACAUACAAGGGGAAAAAGUUUAAUGCUGUAUGCCACUUUUUUGGCUAUCAAGCUCGGGGAUCCCUACCAUCGAAAUUUGAUUGUGAUUAUGCCUAUGUUCUCGGACAUAUCUGCUGUCAUAUACUCGCAGCUGGUUUGAACGGAUAUAUGGCAACUGUAACAAACCUGAAGCACCCAGUUUACAACUGGAGAUGUGGCGCUGCUCCACUCACGGCAAUGAUGACUGUGAGGAAAUACUCACGUGGGCCUGGAGCCAUUCCUAUUUGCAAGCCCGCUAUCCAUCCUGCUGUCGUCGACCUCAAAGGAAAAGGAUACGAGUUGUUGAGAGAAAAGGCUUCAAGUUUUCUGAUGGAUGAUUUGUACAGAAACCCAGGACCCCUUCAAUUUGAAGGACCCGGUGUUGAUGCCAAACCCUUUACAUUAUCUGUCGAAGAUCUAGAUUACAUGGGCAGAAUAAAGUUGCUCCAGGAAUAUCUUGAUAAGGUGAGAAGCAUCGUGAAGCCCGGGUGCUCACAGGAUAUUCUGAAAGCCGCUCUGAGUUCCAUGGUCUCUGUGACCGACGUGCUAUCAGUAAUGUCCGCCCCUUCUUUGAACGGCCAGCUGCCUCUCUGACCACAAUCAUUGUUGCCACUCGCAUUUAUAAUCGCUGUCGUCAUCGUCAUCGUCAUCUUUACUGCCGUAUCAUUCUUCCAGUUGAAAGCUUUUCGCAACCCUUUUAUUUUAUUAUAUUGGAAAUGUUAUCUACAACACCAGAUGCUUCAUUCAGGCAUCUGCUUAAUGUCACUGAUCAUAUAUAGUCCUCUGACACUUCCUGUGAUUCUUAAUCUCAGGAUUGAGUUGGUUAAUUGCUAUAUAGUAACUACAUGUGUGAAGUGUUUGAGAUUCCGACGACUGUAAAGUAAGAGGAUGAAAAAUAAUUGGCAUUGUGUAUAUGCUGCAAUCUUUUCGAGAGUUAUAAAAGAGUAAGUGCUCUGUUAUUUGCACAAUGUGUCAUUUAGCUUUUUCAUGUUAUCAUAUUAUGUAAUCAGAGGGGAUUGCGGACCUAUCUUAAUUGAAAACUUGGUAUGGAUAUAUAUUGCU